AAACUUCGAUAAAGUUUUAUAACGGACAUAAUUUUCUUACUUAAAUCGAAUGUUUAAAUUGUAAAUAAAAUUUAAUUAAUUUUAUCUGUAUAUAAUUAUAUCUUGAAUACGAGUGUUGUACAUAUAUAUUGUGAUUUUAAUGAGUGUAAUAUUGUUGUAUUAUUUACGCAGAAAUAACUUCUUUUAUGAGAAGUAUGUGUGAAAAUUAAGUGUUACAUCAACUUGUUUUGACUUCAGCUUUCGCUCUGGAACAAAAAUGAAUGACCCGGAUAUAAGCUACAACAGCUCGUUGCUGAGAAUGCGCGAGAUCACAUCGACCCUGGCUCCAUUCACGACCAUCCGGAAUGCGAGUGUGGCGAAGCCUAACAACGCAUACGAGUGGCGUUUCAUAUUACCGCCGUAUUUCGUUAUAUUCCUGCUCUCCAUAUGCGGGAAUUGUCUCGUCAUAGCGACUCUAGCGAGCAACAGGCGAAUGAGGACAGUCACGAACGUUUAUUUACUUAAUUUGGCCAUUUCGGACUUUUUACUUGGAGUCUUUUGUUUGCCGUUCACGCUCGUCGGACAGAUAUAUAGGAGGUUUCUGUUCGGGGCGGCCCUAUGUAAGCUGAUACCUUUUCUGCAAGCUGUCUCCGUGUCUGUGGACGUGUGGACAUUAGUCGCCAUCUCCCUGGAACGAUACUUCGCCAUCUGUCGCCCGUUGAAGUCCAGGAAAUGGCAGACACAAUGCCAUGCAUACAAGAUGAUAGCCAUGGUCUGGAUCCUGUCAUUGAUCCUGAACUCGCCAAUCAUGCUCGUGUCUACAUUGCAGCCAAUGAGAGGAAAUGCCCACAAAUGCCGAGAAGUGUGGAGUAGCCUCGAACUGGAACGUGCUUUCAACCUUGGUCUGGACGCUGGACUUCUCCUCCUUCCGUUCUUCGUCAUGUCCUUCGCCUAUUGUCUGAUCGUCACCAAGUUGUGGCGAGGAAUGCGGCACGAGAUUCAACACAAUUUCAAUUGGCAGAGGCAUCUGACGCAUCAAGCGAGCUAUAAGAACAAUCAGCUACUUCCCGCAACCACGAUUAAGAAGAGCAAUUCUGCCGACGUCUGCUGCAACAAAACGAAUCAAACGAACCAGAAGAAACCAAAUAAGGAUACUUCAGAACAAGUGGAGCCAGACGCAAGAAGCACACAGCCAUAUUGCAUGCAUGCCGUCGACCACGAAUUCAGGCAUUUCGUAAGGUCUACCCACAUUGACAAGAGCAUCGAAGCUAAAAGAAAGGUAAUAAGGAUGCUGUUUGUAAUAAUACUGGAGUUCUUCGUGUGCUGGACACCGUUACACGUUAUUAAUACGAUUUACCUAUUCUACCCAGACCAGUUGUACGAGCACAUAGGUUCAAAGGGAAUUAUUUGCUCACAGCUCCUCGCCUAUUGUUCGUCUUGCUGUAAUCCUAUCACAUACUGUUUUAUGAAUAGAAAGUUUAGGCAAGCCUUUAUAAGCUUAUCGAAAAGCUGCGGGAUCUUUGGGUUGUGUUGUCGUGAAAAAUCGGAGAGCGGAAAGCAGGCUGCUCCACCACCAGUCAGCUCCAGCCAAGAGGUCACCGCUUGUGUCAUAAGAGGCAGCCAGACUGGACGCACUGAGCUGGACGGACUGGAGGGGGAGGAUUGUGUUUAGCAGCGGCUCACACAGCACUGUUUUGGGAAGCGGCGUCCAUCCCGCGCUGCCAGCGCCCAUCGUAUCAAGACCCAUUACACAGGUCAUAGAAACAGGCGAAGAAGGGAGCCAGUUCCUAUACCGGAUAACAUGGUCGCGAGCCGGGCAACCCAAAACAGGGCCCACACUUCCACUUUAUGAGU
Molecule: messenger RNA, 1833 nt
Organism: Bombyx mori (domestic silkworm)
Lineage: Eukaryota; Metazoa; Arthropoda; Insecta; Lepidoptera; Bombycidae
Gene: NGR-A9
Product: neuropeptide receptor A9
Biological process (GO): neuropeptide signaling pathway
Cellular component (GO): plasma membrane
Molecular function (GO): neuropeptide receptor activity
Source: RefSeq, marked provisional